ACUGCGACGACUGAACGUAUGUGUUUUGUUUCAUGUUGUUUUAUUUGUGCGUUGAGCACAACGCAUUCUCAUUUUAACCAGGUUUUUUUAUUUGCACGACGUUAAUAUUUGAACUUUCUUGUUGUACGAGAGUAAGCGUUGUUACUCCAUUUUCAAAAACGUUUCUACCCGCGAAAUUUACUUUCACGAGUUAAAGGAUGACUGACACAGAAAGGAGAACCAUUGAUGCUGAUCCCAUAGAGUGCAGCAGUAAAAAGAAAGACACAGAGAGGAAGAAGAGAUCUCGGGUGAAACAGCUGCUGGGGGAUGUGAAGAAGCAAGUGGAGUUCUGGUUCGGAGAUGUAAACCUUCACAAGGACCGAUUUCUGAGAAAAUUAAUAGAUGAUUCUGGUGAUGGAUAUGUUGAUAUCUCUGUGUUGACGAGCUUCAAUCGAAUGAAAAAGCUGACCUCAGACACCAGGCUGAUUGCCAGGGCACUGAAAAAUUCAUCUGUGGUUGAGGUCAAUUUAGAAGGCAAUAAAGUACGACGUCAGCUUCCAAUCGGAGAUGUUCCAAAGGAUACAGAUAGCCGCACGGUCUAUGUGGAACUAUUACCUAAAGAUGUGUCCCACAGCUGGAUAGAAAGGGUUUUCACAAAAUGUGGGAAUGUGGUCUACAUCAGCAUCCCCAGAUACAGGACUACUGGAGAGCCGAAGGGUUUUGCAUUUGUUGAAUUUGAAAAAUUGGAACAGGCACAGAGAGCCAUAGAGAUGCUGAAUAACCCACCUGAAGAUGCCCCUAGAAAACCUGGGAUUUUCCCCAAGACUAAGAAUGGGAAGCAUAUUCCUCUGCCAGUUUAUAAUCCACCAUCAGGUGAAGAAGAGGAGAAGAAGAAGAAGAAGAAGAAGAAAAAAAGGGACAGUACCACAAGCCAUAAAUCUGUGGAGGAAGUUAAACCACAACUGAUGGAGACGCAACCAUCGGAACGAAAAAAGAAGCAAUCUGCAGCGAGGGAUUUGGAACCAGAGCUUGUCGUCACCACAAAGACUGUUGUUAAAGUGUCAGAGAAAAAAAGACGAAGGUCUCAGACUGUGGAGGGAACUGACACUGAGCUGCCCUCUAAGAUAAGAAAAACUAGUGAAAGUGAAUCUGGAGUCAAGGAGAAAAAUGUUGCUGAUCAACCUAAGGAUAAGGAUGAUGUGGAAAAAGAGAUGGAGGAAGGGAAAGAAAACAAAGAUGAGUCAACAGUAAAAUCAAAGAGGAAGAGAAAGAAGAUGCACAAGGAAAAGCUAAAAAUCGGAGAGGAAGUCAUCCCACUGCGGGUUCUUUCAAAGAAAGACUGGCUGAAGCUUAAAGAGGAGUACUUGUCCCUGCAGAAGUGCAGCAUGGCGUCUUUGAAGAGGUGCAUCACUAAGAUUGAUCACAAGGGCAACUCGGCUCUGAUGGAGACAGAGUCACGUACACAAGAUGCAAAUGACAAAGGUGACACGAGCGAAAAAGCAGCCAAUCAGGGCCCUCAAUUUACCAGCGGCGUCAUCAUGAAGAUCAUGGACAGCAAGCCUCUCCCAGGCAGAAAGUUCAUCAAAGAUUCUUUGGGAAAAAUAUCGCCUGUAGCCUACGUUGACUUCUUGGAGGGAGAUUCGGAGGGCCACAUUCGUUUUGAAACACCAGAGGGAGCCAAAGCAAUUUUUGACGUCAGAACGAAACUCCAGAAAGAGCACAGUUGGACACUAGAAAUACUCUCUGGUGACCACGAACAAAGAUACUGGCAGAAAAUCCUAGUGGACCGGCAAGUGAAGUUAAAUCGUCCGAGAGAGAAAAAGAGGGGCACGGAAAAGCUCAUAUCCAAAGCGGAAAAAAUCAUUAUCGCCCGAGCCAAGGAAACUCAUAAGCACAUCCGUUUUCAAGAGGACUGAGAGCAUCUGAAGCUGUAAAUGUUUUGUAUCUUAAUUAAAUUGAAUUAGUCGUUGUGUCAUUUGAGGGUGUAUUUUAGUGUCUUUAGAUGGAAAGAAAAGAAAAUUGGUUAAAAUGUCCUCUUAGCUUUCAUUUGCACUGAUAUCCCUCUGAACUUUUGUUCUUUUUAAAGGAAUAUUUCUGAAUUCUAAA
Cynoglossus semilaevis (tongue sole) is the source of this 2085-nucleotide messenger RNA. RefSeq names its product La ribonucleoprotein 7, transcriptional regulator (gene larp7). Gene Ontology annotation, biological process: RNA processing. The record is from RefSeq and is a predicted model, not a curated record. NCBI's taxonomy places the organism in Eukaryota, Metazoa, Chordata, Actinopteri, Pleuronectiformes, Cynoglossidae. Gene Ontology annotation, molecular function: RNA binding. The transcript has 13 exons. Gene Ontology annotation, cellular component: nucleus; ribonucleoprotein complex. The coding region runs from base 198 to 1895 and encodes 565 amino acids.